AGGUUAUGUGCAGUGCAGCUCUCCUCCGGUGCAGCAGGGGGCGCUGCCUGCCGCUGAUGGGACCGUCCCGGUAGAAGAAAACCCGCAUCGUCAGGCUUCCGCAGCCCGAAGACGGUUUCUGAAUCCAGGAGAAAGAGGAGCAAAAUCCCCCCAAAAUGGGUUUCGUCAAAGUGGUGAAGAACAAGGCCUACUUCAAGAGAUAUGAAGUUAAAUUCAGGAGGAGGAGAGAGGGGAAAACCGACUACUUCGCUCGCAAGCGCCUGGUGGUGCAGGACAAGAACAAGUACAACACGCCCAAGUACCGCAUGAUCGUCAGGUUUUCCAACAGGGACAUCUGCUGCCAGAUUGCCUAUGCAAAAAUUGAAGGAGACCACAUCGUGUGUGCUGCUUAUUCCCAUGAACUGCCUAAAUAUGGCAUUGCUGUAGGCCUCACAAACUACGCUGCGGCCUACUGCACCGGACUGCUGCUGGCUCGCAGGCUGUUGCAUAAGUUCGGCAUGGACCAGGUGUACGAGGGCCAGGUGGAGGUGACGGGGGAUGAGUUCAAUGUAGAGAGUGUCGACGGCCAGCCGGGUGCCUUCACCUGUUACCUGGACGCAGGCCUGGCCAGAACCACCACAGGGAACAAGGUGUUUGGAGCGCUGAAGGGGGCAGUCGACGGAGGGCUGGCCAUUCCUCACAGUCUAAAACGUUUCCCCGGUUACGACACAGAGAGCAAAGAGUUCAACGCAGAGGUGCACCGGAAACACAUCAUGGGCAUGAACGUGGCCGACUACAUGUCUUACCUGAUGGAGGAGGACGAGGAGGCCUACAAGAAACAGUUCUCACGCUUCAUCAAGAACGGAGUCACGCCAGACACAGUAGAAGAAAUGUACAAAAAAGCACACGCUGCCAUCAGAGCAAACCCUGUACACGAACAGAAACCCAAAAAAGACGUCAAGAAGAAGAGGUGGAAUCGCGCCAAGUUAUCUUUGGCACAGAGGAAGGACCGCGUCGCCCAGAAAAAGGCCAGCUUCUUACGAGCACAAGAGCAAGAAGCAGGGGACGGUUAGGGGCUCAGCUCAGGCCCCUGCUGCAAAAACACACACGUCACAGACAAAUAAAUUUAUUUCAAAGUCA
Lates calcarifer (barramundi perch) is the source of this 1119-nucleotide messenger RNA. RefSeq names its product ribosomal protein L5a (gene rpl5a). Gene Ontology annotation, cellular component: ribosome; cytosolic large ribosomal subunit. Bases 156 to 1052 code for a protein of 298 amino acids. NCBI's taxonomy places the organism in Eukaryota, Metazoa, Chordata, Actinopteri, Centropomidae. The record is from RefSeq and is a predicted model, not a curated record. Gene Ontology annotation, molecular function: structural constituent of ribosome; 5S rRNA binding. The transcript has 8 exons. Gene Ontology annotation, biological process: ribosomal large subunit assembly; translation.